Trachemys scripta elegans is the source of this 9735-nucleotide messenger RNA. RefSeq names its product neurobeachin like 1 (gene NBEAL1). Lineage: Eukaryota; Metazoa; Chordata; Testudines; Emydidae. Gene Ontology annotation, molecular function: protein kinase binding. Gene Ontology annotation, biological process: intracellular protein localization. The record is from RefSeq and is a predicted model, not a curated record. Gene Ontology annotation, cellular component: cytosol; membrane.
CGGGGCGGCCGGGCCCGGCCUCCUGCCUGCGCCCCGCCGAGCUGUGUCGGGCAGCUGCAUUAGCGGCUGCGCGCUGAGAGGAGCCGCUCCCAGGCCGGCCGCCCCCUGCGCCCGGGGUCAAUUAUCCACAUUAAUAUUGUUUGGCUUUUUUUUUUCUUCUACACCUCCAAGAGUAUUGUAUUCUCUGCCUUGUAGCUUUAUCCUGUUUUUUUCCUGUUUAACUCAGCUGCAAAACACAAGAUCAUGAAGGCUGUAAACCAAUUGGUUCCUUGUUAGAGAUGUCACUGAUAAGAGAAAUAGAGAUUGUCUCUACCUAGUUCCUGAGGUCUCCAGUGUUUAAAUAUGGAUUUCUCUCUCACAACAUAAGCCUGAAACGUUUAUUUUUACUCUCUGAGGUUAAUACUGAAGUGGCAUUGAUGAAGAGGAGCUACUUGACAGUUGCCUUUGACUGGUUGAAUUGUGCAGCAUUGUUUACCCAGGAGAUACAUUGAGAUCCAUUUGUUUUCAUCCUUGACAUUGUUUCCACCUGGGUUAUGGCAGAAUUCUGAUACAAAAGCAAAAACGUACAGGGGGAACAAUUUGGAAUAUAAACUGAGCAUGGUAGGAUCUUGAAUGCAAAUUGUCGUAAAAGGAGAGACGGGGAGGUGAAGGAAUGGCAUCCAGAGAGAGGCUGUAUGAACUUUGGAUGCUUUAUUGUAACAAGAAAGACCCAGAUUAUUUGCAGCUUUGGCUGGACAGUUUUGUUUCUAGCUAUGAACAAUUUCUGGAUGUGGACUUCGAGAAGCUUCCCACAAGGGUGGAUGAUGUACCUCCUGGAAUAUCACUACUUCCUGACAAUAUUCUGCAGGUCCUGAGGCUUCAGCUGCUACAAUGUGUCCAAAAAAUGUCAGAUGGACUAGAGGAGGAGCAACAAGCUUUGUCACUUUUACUUGUCAAAUUCUUUAUCAUCCUUUGCAGAAAUCUGGCUAAUGUGGAAGAAAUUGGGACUUGCUCCUACAUUAAUCAUAUCAUCACCAUGACUACACUCUACAUUCAGCAGUUAAAAAGCAAAACAAAAGAGAAAGAAGUGGCAGAUCAAUCACCUAUAGAAGAGUUUGUAAGACACGCAUUGGCUUUUUGUGAAAGUCUCUAUGAUCCGUAUCGAAACUGGAGGCAGCAAAUUGCAGGGCGAAUCCUGAGUAGUGUUGAAAAGAGCAGACAAAAGUAUAAACCUGCUUCCCUCACAGUGGAAUUCAUCCCUUUCUUUUACCAAUGCUUUCAAGAAAGUGAACAUCUCAAGGAAAGCCUGAAGUGUUGCCUGCUACAUCUCUUUGGAGCCAUUGUGGCUGGUGGACAGAGAAAUGCUCUUCAAGCCAUAUCUCCUGCCACCAUGGAAGUCUUGAUGCGUGUUUUGGCAGACUGUGACACCUGGGAUGAUAGGGAUCCUGAGGAAGUGAGCAGGAAAGCAGAGCUGACUCUUAAGUGCCUGACAGAAGUAGUGCAUAUCCUUCUCACCAGUAGUUCAGACCAGCGGCAAGUGGAGACCAGUACCAUACUGGAGAACUACUUCAAGUUGCUUAAUUCAGACCAUUCAGCGUUGCCUAACUCCAGGAGAUCUAGGCAGUGGGAGAAUAGGUUCAUUGCACUACAGAUCCAAAUGCUGAACACCAUCACAGCCAUGUUAGACUGCACUGAUAGGCCUGUUCUGCAGGCCAUUUUCCUUAAUAGUAACUGCUUUGAGCAUCUCAUCCGACUGCUGCAGAACUGCAAGCUGUUUUUAAAUGCUAACAAUAAGGUGGCAGACAAGAGUGAAAAAGACCUUGCCAACAAAUUACUGACAGAAAUGAAUGAGGACCAGGUGUUUCAGGGACAACUAGACUGCUUGGCAGUAUCCACCAUUCAAGCCCUUACAGCAGUAUUGCACAAAUCUCCAGCUGCGAAGGAGGUCUUUAAAGAGCGGAUUGGUUAUGCACAUAUGUAUGAAGUACUAAAAUCUCUGGGUCAGCCUUCGCGAGAGUUGCUAGAAGAACUUAUGAAUAUGGCUGCUGAAGGUGAUCACGUGUCUGUUGGAAUUUUGGGCAUUAGUAACGUCCAGCCCUUAUUGCUGCUUAUCCAGUGGCUUCCAGAGCUAGAGUCACAUGACCUUCAGAUCUUCAUCUCAAAUUGGUUGAAGCGAAUCUGCUGUAUUAACAGGCAGAGUCGUGCCACGUGUGUCAAUGCAAACAUGGUCAUCCGCAUCAUUGAGACAUUAAACUUCCACUCUUCACUUCAUCGCACUUGUGCUGAGAACCUGAUUGGCCUCCAGGGUUCUUUGGGAAGUCAAUCAAUGAGCUCUGAAGAACUGCAUCGACUAAUACGACUCUUGAGGACUAAUGAACCAAAGCAGUCUCACCCUUACGUCAUCCCUGUGAUGCGUGCAAUUCUGGCAAUGGCUCGGAAGCAAGGCCUGGACAGUGCCAUGCAAUAUUUCAACUUGUCCCCCAGCAUGGCAGGAAUUGCUGUGCCACCUAUUCACAAAUGGCCAGGCUCUGCAUUUUCCUUCAAUGCUUGGCUAUGCCUAGACCAGGACCAAGUUACACCUGACAUCACCAGCAAGGGAGGAGGCAAGAGGAAGCAACUAUACAGCUUUUUUACAGGAAGUGGGAUGGGUUUCGAGGCCUUCAUUACCUGCUCUGGAACGCUGGUGGUUGCAGUUUGCACAAAGAGAGAAUAUGCAACAGUGAUGCUGCCAGAGCAUUGUUUGUGUGAUUCCCUCUGGCACAACAUAACUAUUGUUCAUAUGCCUGGAAAGAGGCCCUUUGGUCAAAGCUUUGUCUACAUCUACGUCAAUGGACAACAGAAGAUCUCUGCCCCACUUAGAUUUCCUGCCAUGAAUGAACCUUUUACUUCUUGCUGCAUUGGUUCAGCUGGUCAGAGGACAACCACUCCUCCUCCAUCUCAGAUACCGGACCCACCCUUCUCUUCCCCGAUUACGCCUCAUCGAACAUCUCUAGGUGGGAUUCUCUCUCCAGCUAGUUGGGGCGGACUGCUUGGGAAAUCAGAAUUGAUCACCAAGUUGAUCUCCGCGGGUACCCAGGACAGUGAAUGGGGAUGUCCAACAUCACUGGAGGGCCAGCUUGGGUCAGUUAUCAUCUUCCAUGAAGCACUGCAGCCCUCGCAGGUGAAAGCUUUAUAUUUGGCAGGCCCAAACUGUCUAACUCCAUGGAAAUCCCAAGAGUCUGAAGUGGCCGAUCUGCCCAGUAAAGUGCUUCUUCACUAUACACCCAAGGCCUGCAGAAACCCAAUCUGCCUUGACCUGUCCACAAAUCUUUUACAUGGAAGACUAACUGGAAACAAAGUAGUGAACUGGGACAUCAAGGAUAUGAUAAAUUGUAUUGGUGGAUUGAAUGUGCUGUUUCCACUACUGGAGCAGAUCAGUUUUCUCAGUGGACAGGUGCCUGAGAGGCCUGAAGGGGAAACUAUACCUCAGGAACUGGUGACUCCAAUAGAGGGAGACUGGGUGGUGUUAUCAUCCACAAAGGCUUCAGAGGCUCGUCUAGAGAAGAAUAUUGUUGCAACUUUCAUCUUGAUGAUAAAGCAUUUUAUUCAAAGACACCCUAUUAACCAAGAUAAUCUCAUUCACUCCCAUGGAGUUGCUACCCUAGGAGCCUUGUUACAGAAGGUGCCAGGCAGCUUGAUGGAUGUGAAUGUACUGAUGGCUCUGCAGUUAUUGAUAGAACAGGUCUCUGUGGAAAAAAAUGUGCAACUUUUGCAACAGAUGUAUCAACAUUUACUUUUUGACUUUAGUAUCUGGAACCGUGGAGACUUCCCUUUCCGGAUUGGACAUAUACAGUACCUUUCCACAAUCAUCAAAGACAGCAGGAGGCUCUUCAGAAAGAAGUAUGGAGUGCAGUUUCUGCUAGACACACUCAGGAUUUAUUAUGGUAGUGGCUGUAAAGACAGGGACUUAGCUCCAGAUGACCUCAGAACAAUACAAACAUUCCUAUAUGGACUGAUCAAAUAUUUCCUAAGCAAAGGUGGGACACAUGAAGAAAUACAGAGCAUCAUGGGAUAUAUAGCUGCGACCAGUGAAGAGGAACAGCUCUGUGGGAUUCUUGAUAUACUCUUCAGCCUACUUCAUACAAGCCCAACCCGGGACCAGCUUUUCUUGUUGCUUUUUGAACCAGGAAAUGCUGAUAUUCUCUAUGCUCUGUUACUGAAUCAGAGAUAUUCUGACAGGCUAAGGGAACUUGUAUUCAAGAUUGUAGAGCAGAUGCUGAAAUGUACUAAAGUCUAUGAACGGAGUAAACAACGUAUGAGACUCAGAGACAUGGGAUACUCUGGGCUAGGGCUCCUUCUGAAUGAAUCCCCAGUUACCAUUUCUCUUAUUAAAAAUCUUCUUAACCAAAUUCUGUAUGCAGAUCCUGUUGUGAAUUACAGAGACCUCAUAGCUGUGGUGCACCUGUCUCAUAGAGCAGAUAUAAAUGUUAGAGUGGCCAUCUGCAAAAAGGUUUUACAGCUUUUACAUUCCCAGCCGGAUGCAGCACAGCAGAUUUCUCAACAGCUAGCCUGGCAGGAGACAUUGGUUAGACUAUUCCUAAAAGAAAACUCCGACAUCAGGAAUGGACUUAAAGAGAGCAGGACUGACUCUACAAAGGAAGAUGAAAAAAAAAUUCCUCCUGAAGAGCUUCGGAAAUGCUAUCCUGAUCAGACAGAGGGGGGGAAAGCUGGUGGCUUUGCCUCAGUUAAUGGUUCAUAUGAUCAGUGGAGCGUGGAAGACAGCAAAUCUUUAGAUGUCCCCAGCUGUUUUUCUGGUACAUUGCUGGAAGGUACUUCCGUGGAAGAGAUGACUUUCAGGUCAGAGGAUCAAGAAGAGUUAUGGCACAGUAAUCCUUCACAUUUGCGUUUAGAUCUGUCUAGCGUGGAUUCUUAUGAGCUGGCUGAUAGUGGGAAUCAAAUGACAGAUAGCCUACCCAGCACACCAUCACCCAUUGAAAAUUCAAAGCCAUUCUCUGGUCAGCCUGACAAAGAAUCAAGCGUCCUCAAUGAUAUGGGAUUCAGCAUUGAUCUUUCGUUAUUUGAAAACCAAGGAGGAUCUGAAGAGGAGCUCAUACAGUUGCUCACAGAUGUCCUGCUCUGUGUGAUGUGGAAAGGUUUAGAAAGGUUUGACGAUGCUGUCUGGAUUGAGAGGGGACAGGUGUUUUCUGCACUGACCAAACUGGGGAUAUCUAAUGAGUUACUGCAACCUUCUGAUGAAAUAAAACUCAACUUGCUAGAGAAGAUGCUGGAAUGGACAGUCACUGAUAACAGAGACACAAAAGCUCUUCCGACACAUGCUGAAAAUGCCUUCCGGCUCCUGCUCAUUGUACAGGACUUUCUACAGGCAGAAGGGCUAGUUAAUUCAAACUUAUGGACAGAAAAGCUUUUAGAAGAGCUGGUGACACUCAUUGACAGCCUGUCACUCUGGUACUCUGCUGGCCCAGAAUCGAUCAAGCUCUCCCAAGUGCAGGUCCAGUUGCUCCUGGGAUUCAUUGGACAAGAUAACUUACAGGUUUGCGCUAUGGCAGCAGCCAAGCUAAACACCCUUCUUCAGACCAAAGUAAUUGAAAGCCAAGCUGAGGCAUGCUACCUCUUGGGGAAGUUGGAAGGCAUCCUGAGUAGAUCAAUCAAAGAGAAGACAGAAACAUACGCAUUCUUGAUUCCCCUUGUUCGAACGCUGAUAUCCAAAGUUUACCAACUUCUCUUCAUGAACCUGCACCUACCCUCGUUGCCUCUCACCAAUGGCAGCCCCUCUUUCUUUGAGGACUUCCGGGAGUAUUGCAGCUCUGAUGAAUGGCAAGUUUAUAUUGAUAAAUAUAUUAUUCCAUAUAUGAAACAGUAUGAAGUCAAUACAUUCAGUGAUGGUCAUGAGCAUAUGGCACUUUAUUGGAAGGACUGUUAUGAGGCAUUAAUGGUGAAUAUGCAUAAGCGAGACAGAGAACGAGGAGAAAGCAAGCUCAAAUUUCAGGAGUGUUUCGUGGAGCCAUUUAACCGAAAGGCACGCCAGGAGAACCUGCGUUAUAACAGCAUGCUAAAACAGCUUAAUAGUCAACACACCGCUACUCUGAGGCAGUGGAGAGCAGCCCAACUUUACCUGACUUGUGAACAGGGCCCCUGGGCUGAAAGGAAACAGAAUCCCAUUCACUGGAAACUUUCAAAUGUGGAAAACUACUCACGUAUGAGGUUAAAACUUGUGCAAAAUUACAAUUUCAACUCCCAUCAGGAGGCCAGUGACCUGAGAGACAAUUUAGGGAUGCAGCAGACACAGCCAUCUAGUGAGUCACUGCUCCUGGAGGUGGUGAAGCAGGUAAAAGUUAGUGACAUGGAGGAUGAUAUACUUGAACUGCCAGAAGAGGACACAACUGCUGGUGCAAGCAUGGAUGAAAAGGAGGAGCAGGGUCAGAAAGAAAAAUUGGUACUGUCUGAAGAAUGUGAACUCAUUACACUAAUUGAUGUAAUACCUGGCAGACUGGAGGUCACUACCCAGCACAUCUGCUUCUAUGAUGGCAGCAUUGAAAAGGAGGAAGGAGUAGGUUUUGAUUUCAAAUGGUCCCUUUCUCAAAUUCGAGAGAUACACUUGCGCCGAUACAACUUGAGGCGGUCAGCCUUGGAGAUCUUCCUAACAGAUCAGACCAACUACUUCCUUAACUUCAAUAAGGAGGUGAGAAACAAAGUGUACAGUCGAAUCUUGUCACUCCGUUCUCCAAAUAUUUAUGGGACCAGAUCUCCACAGGAACUAUUUAAAGCUUCAGGCUUGAUGCAGAAAUGGGUGAACAGAGAAAUAUCAAACUUUGACUAUCUCGUUCAAUUGAACACCAUGGCGGGACGAACUUACAAUGACCUUGCCCAAUAUCCUGUGUUUCCUUGGGUCCUGCGAGAUUACACAUCAGAAGAGUUGGACUUGAAUAAUCCUGCUGUCUUUAGGGAUCUAUCCAAACCCAUUGGAGUGGUGAAUGAAAAGAAUGCCAAAGCUGUGCAAGAAAAAUAUGAGAAUUUUGAGGAUCCUCUUGGGACGAUUGACAAGUUUCACUAUGGUACUCACUACUCAAAUGCUGCUGGUGUCAUGCAUUAUCUCAUUCGAGUAGAGCCUUUCACCACACUGCAUAUCCAGCUUCAGAGUGGCAGGUUUGACUGUGCAGAUCGGCAGUUCCAUUCCAUUCCUGCAACAUGGCAAGCCCUUAUGGAUAACCCAAAUGAUGUGAAAGAGCUUAUCCCAGAGUUCUUCUACUUCCCAGAGUUCUUGGAGAAUCAAAAUAAGUUUAACUUGGGUCAGCUACAAAUCUCCAAAGAGGUAGUGAAUGAUGUUGUUCUCCCAAAAUGGGCCAAGUCACCUGAAGAUUUCAUUUGUAAACACAGGAAAGCACUGGAGUCUGAGUAUGUCUCUGCUCAUCUCCAUGAAUGGAUAGAUCUGAUUUUUGGCUACAAACAGAGGGGACCAGCUGCAGUGGAGGCGCUCAAUGUGUUCUAUUACUGUACUUACGAAGGAGCUGUGGAUUUAGAUGCCUUAACAGAUGAGAAGGAAAGAAAAGCUUUAGAAGGGAUGAUUAACAAUUUUGGACAAACACCCUGUCAGCUGCUGAAGGAGCCUCAUCCUGCGAGAUUAUCUGCAGAGGAGGGAGUACAGAGACAGACCAAAAGUGACAGCUCAACCCUGAAUGUGUUCCAGCAUCUCCCUGAACUUAAGUCAUUCUUCGUAGAGGGUAUCAGUGAUGGUGUUCCCAUUGUCAAGGCUGUUGUUCCCAGGAACCAGUCACGUUCCUUUAUGUCUCAAGGGAGCCCAGAGAUCCUGGUGAUAGCAAGUCUGAACUGCAUUAUUGGAACCCACGGGUGGCUACCAUAUGAUAGAAAUAUCUCCAACUAUUUUACAUUCAUCAGAGAUCCAACUGUGACAAAUCCCAAAACCCAGCGUAGCAUAAAUGGUCCUUUCGCUCCAGGGCUAGAGAUCACCUCUAAACUGUUUGUAGUGUCCCAUGAUGCAAAGUUGCUGUUCAGUGGAGGGCACUGGGACAAUAGCAUCAGAGUGACAUCGCUCACAAAGGGCAAGUUAAUUGGACAGCAUGUCAGACACAUGGAUAUUGUGACCUGUUUGGCUAUAGAUUUCUGUGGAAUCCAUUUAAUUUCAGGUUCCAGAGACACGACGUGUAUGAUAUGGCAAAUAGUUCAGCAAGGAGGAGUUCCUGUAGGCCUGGCACCUAAACCCUUGCAGAUUUUGUAUGGACAUACUGAUGAGGUAUCCAGUGUUAGCAUCAGCACUGAACUAGACAUGGUGGUAUCUGGAGCCAGGGAUAGCACUGUGAUUAUUCAUACUAUUCGGAAAGGUCAGUACAUGAGGACUUUGCGACCACCUUGUGAGAGUUCCCUUCUGCUGACUGUUCCCAACCUGGCUGUAUCCUGGGAAGGACACAUAGUUGUCCACACCAGUAUAGAAGGAAAGACUACUCUCAAGGAUAAGAAUGCAUUACAUCUCUAUUCUGUGAACGGGAAGUAUUUGGGCUCUGAGAGUCUAAAGGAGGAAGUGUCAGACAUGUGUGUGACUGGCGAAUAUAUCGUGAUGGGGAGCUUACAAGGAUUCCUUUCCAUACGAGAUCUCUAUAGCCUGAAUCUCAGCAUCUCCCCCUUAGCCAUGCGACUGCCGAUUCGCUGCAUUUCUGUUACCAAAGAAUACAGCCACAUCCUUGUAGGCUUGGAGGAUGGCAAGUUGAUUGUCGUUGGUGUUGGCAAGCCAGCUGAGAUGCGCUCAGGUCAGCUUUCCCGAAAACUGUGGGGAUCAAGCAAACGGCUCAGCCAGAUUUCAUCGGGAGAGACUGAAUAUAACACUCAAGAUUCCAAGUGAUUGCUGCUCCUGAAUUCUCUCAUGGAUUCCAGAAAUUUGUUUAGUCUUUUGGUCACUCUAAACAUAUCUCUCAACUUUCUGAUGAGUGUUUCAGGGUCUUAUCCUUGACAGUCAGUUGAAGACCAACAUAUGGUAGAGGUACAGUAAUUUACAUAUGCACACAUGCAAAUUAGCCCACAAUUGCUUUUAUUGCUUUUUUCCUAAUCACAUUGAUUUGGUAGCAGUAGAACUCUUUCUAGAUUAUGUGCUGGAACUGAGUUUCAAAAAAAGACCUCCAAGUGCAUUAAAACACAAAUGAUACAAGUGAAUAAUGCUAGAUGUUCCUCUCUUGCUUGGAAGAGAUUAACUCAAAUUCAAGGAAAAUAUCCCAUUCUCAUCUUACAUCUUUGUAAUUCCAGGAUCAUAAACUUAAAAUUCCUUCAAUUGCAGAUAUACUGAUAAAAUUGGGACAGUUGAGAGUUAUGACUUCAAAUAUAUUCUUCAGACCAAUCAGCUUGCUGUGUACUACUGUAAAUGAUUAUUAAUAAUCCUCUAUUGCGUGGCUCCUGAGAGAAUCCCUUUUAGACUGUUCUGCAGGGAGCACCUCAAUGGCACUACUUGAUUGUCAGAAAUUGUUUAACUGACAUACAACAAUGAAUUAUAACCUUGUAGGAAUUGGGUAGGGUGAAUAUUUGCUGCAGAACAUUCUUUAGGUGGUUUGGCAAGGCAACACGCACAUUUAGAAAUCCCUUCCAUGUUUUAAGAUCUCGUAUUAAUAUAGAGGGAAUGAGAAUCACAUUUCCAUGUCUGUCAAGAUUGAGUUGUUCUUCAUUAAUAGCAUAAUUACUGCAAACUAAAAUGUCUAAUUUCAACAUUAAGAUCACCUGAAAAACUUUGUAUCAUAAUUUUACAUUUACCAUACCUUG